UUCUCGGGCGGUGUGUGCGCCUGCGCUGGCCCUGGUCUCGGAGCAGCCAUGAUGGAAGGCCUGGAUGACGGCCCCGACUUCCUCUCGGAGGAAGACCGCGGACUUAAAGCAAUAACUGUAGAUCUUCACAAUGAUGCUGCUCUGCAAGUGGACAUUUCUGAUGCACUCAGUGAGAGAGACAAAGUGAAGUUCACUGUUCAUACAAAGAGUUCAUUGCCAAACUUUAAACAGAAUGAGUUUUCUGUUGUCCGACAACAUGAGGAAUUCAUUUGGCUUCAUGAUUCCUUUGUUGAAAAUGAAGACUAUGCGGGUUAUAUUAUCCCUCCCGCACCACCAAGACCUGAUUUUGAUGCUUCACGGGAAAAACUACAGAAGCUUGGAGAAGGAGAAGGGUCGAUGACAAAGGAGGAAUUCACAAAGAUGAAGCAGGAACUGGAAGCGGAAUAUCUAGCCAUAUUCAAGAAGACAGUGGCGAUGCACGAGGUGUUCCUGUGUCGUGUAGCAGCACAUCCCAUUUUGAGAAAAGAUUUAAAUUUCCAUGUCUUCUUGGAAUAUAAUCAAGAUUUGAGUGUGAGAGGAAAAAAUAAAAAGGAAAAACUUGAAGAUUUCUUUAAAAACAUGGUUAAAUCAGCAGAUGGAGUAAUUGUUUCAGGAGUAAAGGAUGUAGAUGACUUCUUUGAGCACGAGCGGACAUUCCUUUUGGAAUAUCAUAACCGAGUUAAGGAUGCAUCUGCUAAAUCUGAUAGGAUGACAAGAUCUCACAAAAGUGCUGCAGAUGAUUACAAUAGAAUUGGUUCUUCAUUAUAUGCUUUAGGAACUCAGGAUUCUACAGAUAUAUGCAAGUUUUUCCUCAAAGUUUCAGAACUGUUUGAUAAAACAAGAAAGAUAGAAGCACGGGUAUCUGCUGAUGAGGACCUUAAACUCUCGGACCUGUUAAAAUAUUACUUAAGAGAAUCUCAAGCCGCCAAGGAUCUCCUCUACAGACGAUCGAGGUCCCUAGUGGAUUAUGAAAAUGCUAAUAAAGCGUUGGAUAAGGCAAGAGCAAAAAACAAAGAUGUUCUGCAGGCGGAAACAUCCCAACAACUGUGCUGUCAGAAGUUUGAAAAAAUAUCUGAAUCUGCAAAACAAGAACUUAUAGAUUUUAAGACAAGAAGAGUUGCUGCAUUCAGAAAAAAUUUAGUGGAACUCGCAGAAUUAGAACUGAAGCAUGCAAAGGGUAACCUUCAGUUGCUGCAGAACUGCCUUGCGGUUUUAAAUGGAGACACAUAAGCCAUGCUCCACGUUACUGUUACAAAGGGCUGCCUUCCUUCAAAUCUUCUUUCUGUUUUCUUACUGAUGUUAAGCAUUUCUGCUCACUGGAAUCAAUAACCAAGCAGCUGACAGUGCGUCUCCUCUCCUCCGAAAACAGUGGGCCGUGCUGUGCGCAGGCAGGGCCAGCCAGACCGUAGGGUGAAACGCUGGACUGUUCACUGGGCAGCGGGCUGUCAUCGAGCACGGGUCCUACCAAGAAGCCCAAAGUCAAACUUUUUGUUAAAGUAGUCUCUCUGUGUUCAUUUUAUAAAUAGUAAUUCUGGCUGCCACUCUUAUUUACCUUUAAGUUACUUCUGAAAUUUAACCUUUCAGAAUACAUUGUUCAAACAUGAUAAAGAUUGCCUUGAUUUUUAAAUUUUUUUUUUAAAAGCCUUGUAUACCUUUUGUUCUGUCAUGUAGCCUUGUAAAGCAUCUUAGACUUAUUGUUAACUAAUUAACCAAGACGUUUUGGGUCAGAAUUUAUGUCAUCUUUGUAAGUUUGAUUUUGGGGGGAAAAAUGCAUUAGUAUGUUUGCCUUAAACUUGUAGACUAAACCAAUUAUUGUAAAAUAACCAGUGAUAACAGUGGUAGUUUUUAACUCUGUGGUCAUUGUAUCACACUAAAAUUUGGAGUAGUUUUAAGAAAUCUACUCCAACAUUAUGCUUUACAGCAUAGGUCUUAGGUUUAUAUUUUUUUUUUAUUCCUUUAAAAAAAAUGGCCUGUUGAACCAAGUUCACCAAUCCCUUCAAAACAGAAUGAGCUGGGCCACUGUGCACUUCAUAGAAAGUGCAGUUGGGCAGAGACCAGUGACAGGUAUUUGUGAAAUAAAGGAGCGGCAUUGCUUCUGGAUUCCGUCCCUGGCUCAGCCAGUUAACUGGGAGAUGCGUGUCCCUGAGCCUCUUGGAAGCCACGGCAGUGUGUGUGGAGUGAAAGAGGUCUGCUAGAAGGACAGCUCUUGUCUGUAGGACAAAAGUAGAAUAUUUGAGAUGAAAGUUGAUAUGCAAAUAGUAGACUGACUGCCAGGAGUUCUGUUACAGAUAUGACUGGUCUUUCUAAUGUGAAUGAGCGUCAUCGUCAUUCCUAGUUUAAAGUGAGAUUGAAUGGUUGCGCUCCUCCGGUGUCUUUUUCUAACUCUGCUGUGUUUAGAAAUCACAGGGACAUGGGCUGGUCACCCCUUGGAUGGGUUCCUGGUUUGUUCACAUUUUUCCAAACCAUUCUGCAGAUUGCCUGCUCUGUCUAGUUUCCAUUCAUCAUGACUCCAGCCUUUCUCAGCUGCAUGUUCUCUUCCUGCCUAAUGGGCUUGGUCAGCGUUCUGUCUCUCAAACUGACAUGCUCCUCAUGCUGCCUAAAUGUUCAUUUUUCUGUUGUUGGCUGACAUCUGUGUGUUUGUCCUUUGUGUGUGUAACCUUCAUCAUUACAAGUGCGCCCAUGCAGCGUCCACCAGUGGGUGAGUGCAGGACCAAGAGCCCUUGCUUCCAGAUUCAGGUCCAGCCCUCACCAGCUGCCCUUGUGGCCUCAAGCAGGUUUGGGCAGACUUUCUGGACUUCUGCCUCAGUUCUCUACUCUAAAGGACAUGUUGACCUACCUCACAGGGGUGUUGUGAGGAUUAAUAAAUGUUGGUACUGUGCUUUGGAAA
Messenger RNA from Jaculus jaculus (lesser Egyptian jerboa), 2926 nucleotides. RefSeq names its product sorting nexin 6 (gene Snx6). Gene Ontology annotation, biological process: intracellular protein transport. Bases 49 to 1269 code for a protein of 406 amino acids. The record is from RefSeq and is a predicted model, not a curated record. Gene Ontology annotation, cellular component: endosome. The transcript is spliced from 14 exons. Gene Ontology annotation, molecular function: phosphatidylinositol binding; dynactin binding. Lineage: Eukaryota; Metazoa; Chordata; Mammalia; Rodentia; Dipodidae.